ACACAAGAGCAGCAGUAGUCCUUCUUGCACGCCCACUGUGUUACACAAAGUUUAUGAUUUCAAGAUCAUUCCGGUCAUAGAAGGCCAUCGAGACUUCUCUCGUCCUCGCAUAACAUCGAGCAGCUCUUCGACCUGUCAGUUUGCAUUGAAAGGAUGUGGAUUCCUAUGCUGAGUUUGACUGCCCUGCCACACGUUGGUGGGAUAUUUGGAGGUCUCAUCACACGGAAGGAGGUGAAGACCUGGUACACCACGCUCAAUAAACCCUCAUGGAGGCCACCUAAUGCUGCCUUUCCAGUGGUGUGGACCACUCUCUACACUGGCAUGGGCUACGGUUCAUACCUUGUGUGGAAAGAGCUUGGAGGCUUCAGCCAGGAUGCAAUGGUGCCACUGGGGCUCUAUGGGUUGCAGCUGGCACUUAAUUGGGCCUGGACUCCCAUCUUCUUCGGAGCACACAAAAUUAAACUGGCAAUGAUAGAGAUAGUGAUGCUGAGUGGCACAGUGGCAGCCACAAUGGUGUCUUGGUAUCCCAUCAGCCGCACUGCAACACUGCUCAUGGUACCAUACAUGGCUUGGCUCUGCCUAGCUACCUGCCUCAACUACUGCAUUUGGAGAGACAAUCCAGAUCCCAAAAAAGACGACUAAAGAGGCCAAUAAAAACUAACACCUUUCUAACUAACACAACUGACUAGAAAACUACUUUAUUUUGCUUGUUGGCCAUUUGAAGUUACUAUUUAAUUAUGAAAGAUUUUUUUUUAAACUUUACUUACAAGUUUAUAAUAUCAGAAAAUUCACCAUGUCUUAAUUAUAAGAGCAGGAAAGGCUAUAAAAUGAGAAUGUUCUAAUGCUUCCAUAAUUUUUUUCACUUAAGCUCAGCAUUUUACACAGAUCAGUUUAUAGGUUCUUCCAACUUAAAAUGUUUAAUUAAAAUAAAUAAAUGUUUGUUUGUCUUCUUGCCUAUUUUUAUGAAUAAAAAAUUAUUUUAAC
Messenger RNA from Rhinichthys klamathensis goyatoka, 984 nucleotides. RefSeq names its product translocator protein (gene tspo). The transcript has 4 exons. Bases 154 to 642 code for a protein of 162 amino acids. Gene Ontology annotation, cellular component: mitochondrial outer membrane. Lineage: Eukaryota; Metazoa; Chordata; Actinopteri; Cypriniformes; Leuciscidae. The record is from RefSeq and is a predicted model, not a curated record.